AUGGCUCCUUCUAAAAAUCCGUCAAAAACUCCCUCGAAAACUCCAUUAAAAACACCAUGUAAACGCAACAGAAAAGUUUUGAAUCUAGCAGACAAGAUGAAAAUUAUAAGUUUGAUCGAUGACGGAGAAAAACUUGCUUGGAUUGCACGGCGCUUCGACGUCAAUGAAUCUACCAUUCAAACGAUCCGAGAUAAUGCAUCGAAAAUCCGUGAGAGCUCAAAAAACUUAGGACAGCAUGCUCAAUUUACUAAAGUUGCUCGAUCAAAUUUGAUUGAGAAAGUCGAGAUGAUGCUACUAAUUUGGAUACAAGACCUCAUGCACAAUAAAAUUCCAAUCAGCAGUGCAGCUAUUCGUGACCAAGCAAUAGUUUUUCAUAUCUACUUGUGCACAAAGUAUGGAAAAGAAGAAGCUUUCAACGCCAGUAAAGGCUGGUUUGAAAAUUUCAAAACGAGAUUCUUACUUUACAACGUAAAAUUCACCGGCGAAAUAGCAAGUGCGGAUCAUGAAGCAGCGCGUGAAAAAAAAUAUGAACCGGAGCAAAUUUUCAAUUGUGACGAGACUGGUUUGUUUUGGAAGCGAAUGCCUAAACGAACUUGGUUGACCAAAGAAGAAGAGAGAGCUCCAGGUUUCAAAGUGGCUAAGGAUCGUUUAACCCUUUUGUUUUGCGUAAAUGCUUCAGCAUUAAAAGGAAAAAGAAAGGAGCACCUACCCGUAUAUUGGAAAGCAAAUAAAACUGCGUGGAUCACAAAAAUAAAUUUUGAUGAGUGGUUCAAGGAAUCUUUUAUACCGGAAGUCAGGGAAUUCCUUGCCCAGAAAAAUCUCGCCUUCAAAGUACUUUUGCUGCUCGAUAAUUAUCAGACUGUAAUAGCGACCUUUAAGCCAUACUAUUUACGACGCUUAAUGAAAUCAAUUGUAAGAACAGUCAACUUACAUCGGUCGCGCAACAACUUCAUUCCUGAAAACGUUGUCAGGAAUUUUUGGAGAAAUUUCAAUAUUAUGGAUGCUAUAAAUUUUAUUCAAGAAGCGUGGGAUGAAGUCAAAUCAACCACUGUUAAUAUGAGUUGGAAAAAAAUUUUGCCACACAUGUUUUCAACGGUUAUCGACCGCUCGGAAUUGUACCCGGAGGUGGUCCAAGAUGUCGUAACCUUGACUCGGGAUGUCGAAGGAGAAGGCUUUAAUAACGUCGAAGAAUCGGAAAUUUUAAAUCUCAUAUUGCCAGAACCACAUUACUCCCCCGAAGAAAUCGAAGAGUUAUCGACUGAACCACCGGCAGAUCAGACUGAUGAUGCACUUUUUCGAUUCAAAAUUGAUUGUCGAAGUUAUGGAUCUAGUCAUUCGAGCAGGUAA
Messenger RNA from Trichogramma pretiosum, 1347 nucleotides. Its product is annotated as tigger transposable element-derived protein 1-like. Gene Ontology annotation, molecular function: DNA binding. Gene Ontology annotation, cellular component: nucleus. The transcript is spliced from 5 exons. Lineage: Eukaryota; Metazoa; Arthropoda; Insecta; Hymenoptera; Trichogrammatidae. The record is from RefSeq and is a predicted model, not a curated record. Bases 1 to 1347 code for a protein of 448 amino acids.